AUGCCCGCCAUCGAUACCCAACUCAUCACGAGGGAGUUGCCGCAGCUCGUCGUCCGCGAGAUGAGCCACAUGAGCGUCAUAAUGAGCAGGGAGGUGACACAUCAGGCAUUAGAAACGCUGGCCGUCGUCCUUACCGUAAUAUUCGGCGUUGGGGGAUCGAUGUAUUACAUGAUGAAGCAUUAG
Messenger RNA from Anthostomella pinea, 183 nucleotides. The record is from the annotation of a GenBank genome assembly. Lineage: Eukaryota; Fungi; Ascomycota; Sordariomycetes; Xylariales; Xylariaceae.